Messenger RNA from Trypanosoma theileri, 1221 nucleotides. RefSeq names its product putative protein kinase. Gene Ontology annotation, molecular function: ATP binding; protein kinase activity. The coding region runs from base 1 to 1221 and encodes 406 amino acids. NCBI's taxonomy places the organism in Eukaryota, Euglenozoa, Kinetoplastea, Trypanosomatida, Trypanosomatidae. The transcript has a single exon. Gene Ontology annotation, biological process: protein phosphorylation. The record is from RefSeq and is a predicted model, not a curated record.
AUGUCACUUUUUCCCUUCCGUGAGGAACGUCACAUUGACCAGCUGUAUGAGACAGAUGACAUUUAUGACUUUAUUGGGCGUGGGACAUUUGCCUCUGUUUUCAAGGCCGUGAGUCUCGUAGAUGGGGAAAGUAUCCGAAAAGGAGAAGUCGUUGCACUCAAGGUAUUUAAUAAGCGUGAUCUUACCUCUGAAAAGAUGCGCCUUGAUGUCAUUAAUGAAGUGGAAGUACUUCGGCGCAUUAAGCACGCAAAUUGUUUGCGUCUCCUGGAUUAUUUUCAUACCCCACUUCAUGUCGUUAUUGUAACCAAUCAUGUAGAUGGUACAGAACUCUUUAAAGCUCUACGCGAUACCGUUUUCUCUGAACAGCAAGUGCGGUCAGUGGUACAGCAAUUGCUAGAGGCCUUGGAUUACUUACACAGUGAGGUGGUAGUGGUACAUCGUGAUGUUAAGCCUGAAAAUAUAUUAGUCACACCCAUGGAAGAUGGUCAAUAUCAUGUGACGCUGGUGGAUUUUGGUCUCGCAAGGGCAUUUACACGGAAAACAGCCCCUCGUCCUCGUUUAGGCGGUGGACGGUUUUCUUCUAUUUCUAUGCAUGACCCGAGACGAUCCUCCUCUGUGGAGUCUUUGGAUUCUCACUGCGACAGUCCUCUCAUUGCUACUCCGUGUGGAACUUUAAAUUACGCCGCCCCAGAAACUGUGAAGAGUCUUACGCAAAGCAGUCAACUUUCCACUACAGCAGAUCUUCUUCCUCGAAUGGAUGUGUAUGCAGUAGGGGCUAUUUUAUAUGUUAUGUUAGGUGGGAAAUUACCGUUUCAUCACUCUGGGAAUAAAAUGCAACUAGUAAAGGAAAUGGAAGCCGGACCAUUAUUCGCCGAACCUCGAUGGACGAAUGUUCCACCAGAGGCGAUUGAGUUAACAAGGGCUCUCUUACAUUUUGACCCAACCAAACGACCACGAGCAAGAGAAGCUCUUCAAUUCCUAUGGUUUCGCACUGAAGCUGAUGAUGAUCACAACCCUGUGGUGAUGGAAGAUACUUGGCCAAUGCCAGUAAAUGAACUUGUGGGAGAUCGAGAAUAUGUCAGACGGGCAUUUGAUGCUAUGAAACAACCAGAAAACUCAUUAUAUGAUAAUACUAGUACACCUGUGGGUGGUCGUUGUAUUAGUGUUCCCUUUGGCAUGCAACGCUCCUCUGCGACCUCAUACUUUAAAUAUUGUUCGUAG